This is a messenger RNA of Tetrahymena thermophila SB210, 1074 nucleotides long. RefSeq lists its product as hypothetical. The transcript has a single exon. Lineage: Eukaryota; Ciliophora; Oligohymenophorea; Hymenostomatida; Tetrahymenidae. The record is from RefSeq and is a predicted model, not a curated record.
AUGAGCAACAAUAUCAAUGAAAUAAUUCUCUAUAAUAUCUUGUACCUUGAGAGAUCUCAAAAGAGUAGUAAAUCUAGCUCAAGCAAAAACUACCUCAAUAAGUGGUUUUAAGAUAAUGCUAAAACUUAUAUCAUGAGAAAGUUAGCAGCUCCACUCCUUUUAAAAGCCUUAAACUUAAAAAAAACUGAAGAUGUAUAAAACUUAGUGAAAUAAAAUAAAAUUAAAAAUGUUCCUGAAUAUAUUGGAGUUAUUGUAAAAUACUUUGAUCUAAUAAUCUCACAUAACUUGGAAUAGUAAUUUUCAAAAAAUUUGUUUUCAUGUAUUUUCAGUUUUCCUCAAUUGAUUAGCUAAGACCAGUUAGACGAUUACAGUGUCUUAAAGAAAAUCAGAAAUAGCUUUGUAUGUGUCCUUGUUUAAACAUUUUUCAAUUAUUACCUAGAAGAUAAAAUGAAUAUUUAUAAUUGUCAGAACUUUUUCUAGAUAUGGAAUAUAACAUUCCCUCAAAACUAAAUUAUGUAGAGAAGAAGAAACCAAUAUUAGAUGGGAAAAAGCCAUUAAAAAUAAAUUAAAUAGGAAGAACAGAUGAUUUAUACAGGAUUUAACUCAUCUGAAAAUACGCAUUAAAUAAAAAAUUUUUAAAAUGAAGAAAGCUUCAAUCCUAAAGAAGAAAUGAGCGAAAAUAUUUUAUCUAAUAAUGAAUUUUAAUAAACUCACUAAAUUUAAUAAUAAAAUAUUUCUUUGCAACAAAAUCAAUAAAAUACAAAUUAAUAUGAGUUUCCUUUGAUAGAUAACAACCUUUUAGAAGUAAAUCAAUAAAAUAAUGAAUACUUGAAUUAAGAAAUUGAAAUGAUGGAACACAAUUAUUGCUUUUUGGAUAAUUAAUUCUUUCCUUAUGAAUAAGAUUAAUAUCAAUAAGAAUAAUACAAAUAGAUAAGUAAUUAUCAUUACUAAAACUAAUAUUGCAAUAAAUAGCAACAAUAAUAGUAAUAAUACUAAUAAUAACAGUAUUAAUAAAAUGACAUUUUUUCUCUAUAUGAACCAUAAGAUUUUUUCAACUUUAUUGAUAAUAAUUGA